AUGGAGUUGGCUUUACCGUCAGGAACACCCUGCUUCGCACGAUUGAACCCUCUGCAUGGUGGCACGGAGAGAAUCCUCACCCUUUCAACCACGGCUGGUUUUGCAAACAUCAUUUGUGUCUACGCACCAACGCUCCAAGCACCGCCUGAUACCAAGGAUAGGUUCUACGAACUUAUGGUGAAUACCAAAUACAACAUCCCAAUGCCGGAGCACAUUUACCUCGUGGGCGACUUCAACGCCAGAGUUGGGACAGACCACGAGUCCUGUCCUGAAGUGCUGGGUCAUCACGGCAUCGGGAAAAUGAAUGAAAACGGCCAGCGAUUGCUUGAAUUCUGCUGCCACCGAAACUUGUGCGUGCCAAAUACGUUUUUCCAGAACAAACUAUGCCAUAGGGCAUCCUGGAGACAUCCCAGAUCGAAGCACUGGCACCAGCUGGACUUAAUUAUCACACGCCGCGACUCUUUGAACAGCGUGCGAAACACAAGAGUAUACCACAGCGCCGACUGCGAUACUGACCACUCUUUGGUCAUAUCUAACAUCAAAAUUAAACCAAAGAAAUUACACAUUCUCAAGAGGAAAUGCCAGCCAAGAAUUAAUGCCAGCAAGGCCUCCUGUCCCGCUAGAAAUCAAAUUCUAAUUGAGCAUCUUGCGGAGUUGCUCCCUGCCGAACGGGCAGAGCGCGCAGUCGGUGGGUGGUGCUCUCUCCGCAGCGCCAUCUAUAAUGCUGCUGUCUUGGCUUAUGGCAUAAAGGAGCGAAAUAGUGCAGACUGGUUUGGGGCCAACAUCGGUGAUUUGGAACCUGCCCUCAGCAGCAAAAGAAGAGCAAUGCUUAAAUACAAAAGUAAUCCAAGUCAGCGGAACCUACAGGUAUCGAGAGCGGCUCGGAAGAGGGCCCAACAAAUGGCUCGCCGCUGCGCAAACAACUACUGGCUGCAACUGUCGGACAGCAUUCAGCGGGCCUCAGACUCUGGCAAUGUUAGAGGCAAGUACGAGGGAUCAAGCGAGCAACUGGGAGAUCGGACCGAACAGUUUCGUAGAUGGUUUGAACACUAUCUCGACCUUUACUCCAAUGCCAACAACGUCUCGCUGGAAGCGCUGGACGCUAUUGAGAACUUUUCUUCCCUCGAUGCUCUGGAUGCUGAACCAUCUGUCGAAGAGCUAAACAAAGCCAUCGACAUCCUCCCCUGUGGGAAGGCAGCUGGAGAAGAUGGAAUACCCCCAGAGGUCAUCAAAAGUGGCAAGCGGGCCUUACUUGGCCCCCUACACGAGCUCUUAUGUCUUUGCUGGAGGGAGGGCCAGGUACCACAAGACAUGCGUGACGCAAAGAUUAUUACUUUGUACAAAAACAAAGGCGAUCGUAGCGACUGCAAUAACUACAGAGGGAUAUCGCUACUCAGCAUUGUAGGCAAGGCCUUCGCCCGUGUGGUGCUCGGUCGCCUACGAGCCCUCGCUGAUCGCGUUUACCCGGAAUCCCAGUGCGGUUUCAGGGCCCAGAGAGGCACAUCAGACAUGAUUUUCUCAUUACGCCAGCUUCAGGAGAAGUGUCGUGAGCAGCGGAGGCCUUUGCACAUUGCGUUCAUCGACCUGACAAAUGCGUUUGAUCUUAGAUUGCUUUUUGCUGAUGACGCGGCGCUGUCUUCCCACACCGAGGAAGAUCUGCAAAGGCUGAUGGGCUGCUUCGCUCACGCCUGCAGGGAGUUUGGCCUGACAAUCAACAUCAGGAAAACAAAUGUUAUGGGUCAGGAUGUUGUAGUGCCCCCAUCUAUCACCAUUGACGAUAGUCAGCUCGAAGUCGCCGAGCGUUUCUCCUACCUGGGCUCCACCAUCAACAACAACCUGUCCCUCGAUAGCGAGAUCGACAAGAGGAUUGCAAAAGCGUCAAUGUGA
Messenger RNA from Hyalella azteca, 1887 nucleotides. RefSeq lists its product as uncharacterized. The transcript has 3 exons. The coding region runs from base 1 to 1887 and encodes 628 amino acids. NCBI's taxonomy places the organism in Eukaryota, Metazoa, Arthropoda, Malacostraca, Amphipoda, Hyalellidae. The record is from RefSeq and is a predicted model, not a curated record.